Molecule: messenger RNA, 4276 nt
Organism: Stylophora pistillata
Lineage: Eukaryota; Metazoa; Cnidaria; Anthozoa; Scleractinia; Pocilloporidae
Product: WD repeat-containing protein 64
Molecular function (GO): protein binding
Source: RefSeq, a predicted model, not a curated record
GCCAUGGUGGUGUUACUACGAAGGAACCCAAAGCCGAUGUUGUCAUUUUUUCGUUACCUGGAGUGAAAUAAUGAGAAAACACAGCUGAAGACCUCGCCAACGUGGAGAUGCUUUCUAGUCAGAGCUCGCGGCCAUAUACCGUCGGAAGCUUUCGAAUGAAGUUGGCGUUAUUCGAGCAAUUUAUCGAAGAAUUUACUUAUGUCGACGAAGAACUGAAUCCAGAAGAACGACAACAGAUCCUGCAAGCUCGUUUAACGAACGGCUACGAGCCAUUGUGCGAAGCAAUUCGUAAUCUUUUUGGCGACGAUGUGAGUACUCAAGACCUGAAGGCUUUGUUCAGGAAGAUAGCUUUGAAUCCUGAUGCCCAGGUUGAUUGGAGUGAGCUAUUUGGCAUUGGUGGUGCAACAGAUGAAGUACCUGACUUGUUAUUAAAUGAAGACACUUCAUCAGUCAUAACCACAAGCAAGAGACGGUCUGUAGGAGAGGCAGGAGGGGAUAAAAAAAGACGUGAUGUUGUGCAGUGCAUUGUUCAUGUUCCAAAAUAUGAUUUUUACAUCAUUGCCUCCCAGAAAGGUAUUAUUUGCCAAUGGAGCAGCAAGUUCCGGCUUCAGUCCUGUGUUGACUUAAAUGAGUCUUCAUGGGUGACAGGUUGUGGAUUUUUGCCCAGUCUCAGAAGAAUAGCAGUUACAUCAGAGAGAGCAUUAUCUUUAUGGGAUUACAGGGCAAAAAGAAAACAGUUGACUAUUUACCAAGUCAAGCCUUUGGAGAACUCCCCUCAUUGCAUGAUCUACAUUCCGUGGAAGACUGAAUCCAUGAAUGAGGACACAAUACUGUUUGGAGAUGAUCAGGGAUAUGUGAAUAUGAUGACAGUGUCUUCAAAAGACCUUCAUAUGAAGAACUCAACAGCAGGCAAAACAGAUUCUCAGGUUGUCACCAUUGAACCCAACAAACUCACCUAUGCAAUACAGAGAAGAAAAUUCCAUGAUGACUGGGUGAUAAAGAUAAAGUAUUUUCCUCAGCUGGAGAUGUUUGGAUCCUGUUCACCAAGCAGCAACUGUUCUUUUAUUUUAGGGGGCAUCGAAAAAAUCUUGGACCACAGUCCAGUCAGAGAGCUUGCUGUUCCCAAGGGGGUCAACUGCUUUGAUUACUGUUCCAAAGCCAAUGUCAUUAUCACAGCUGGUGCAGACAAGGUCAUAAGAGUUUGGCAUCCGCUCAUUUUCACAAGACCAACAGGAAAAUUACUUGGCCACCUGUUCACAAUUGUCGACAUUGCUGUGAAUGAGAAGGAUCAACAACUCAUCAGUUUAUCAACAGCAAGGGUAUUUAGGGUGUGGGAUAUCCAAACACUGUCCUGUUUGCAAGUAUUUACAGACAAUGAACUUAGGCCGGGAGAGAAACGCAUCUCCUGUAUGCUCUUUGAUGCCAAACAUGACAGGCUUAUCACAGGUUGCAGUGUUAUUGACACUUGGCCACUGACUCGAGCUAUUCAGGAUGCACUUCAAGUUCCUCACACUCAUGACAGACCAAUAUGCCAGCUUUUGUACAAUCCCCAGAUGAACCAGGUUAUUAGCGGCUGUGUUGAAGGGAUUCUUAAGGUUUGGGAAAUGGAGACUGGUCAGUUCGUUUAUCAGGUAACUGAUGCCCACGGCCCUUCUACUGAGAUUACAGCCAUGGCAGUUGACAGCUCAGGUUACAGGCUUGCCACUGGAGGUUACAAUGGUUCUAUUAACGUGUGGGAUUUUGGCAGCGGACAGCUGUAUAAGAAGUUUCCAGAUGAACACACUAAGAAACGCCAGGAAGACACCAUAACAGACCUGACGUAUCAUACGAUGUACAACAAAAGAUGUCUGUUGGUGUCUUCGUGGGGAAAGAAAAUAAGAAUCAUGGAGGACUCAGCAGAAGUCGCUACGUUAAUCGAACUCAAAGUUUUAUCAGAUCUCUUUAUUCCACCAGUGCCAUCAAAAUUUGCCCAAGAGGGACAGGCACCGUUUAUUUCAAGGGCACCUUUGCCUACCAUUGGAGAAUCGCAGGAGGUCCAAUCAAGUAGUGAGGAGCAUGUCCUCUCGCUCUGUGAAGUGACUUGUUUGGAACAUGUAUCUCCAUUACUUUUUGCUGGUACAUCGAGUGGAGCUGUGAUCUUGUGGAAUCUAGAGACGGAGAAGGUCGUCUCAAGGUGUCAACCACCAAAAUCCAGGAGUGCAAACACCAGUAAAUACAGACGGAAUCACCGCGAUGAACAGCUGGUGUACAAAGUUCUUUAUCUUGUUCAUCGAGUUAGGAAACCAAUUAUUUAUGGCAAAGGUAAAAACAACAAGCCGAUAUCAAACAAUGAACUAGAUGAAGGUAACGCUGAUACUGGAGACGUGGUUGACGCUCAAAAUGACGGGCAAGAUAGGAAUCUUGAAAGGGGUGAAGAGGAAAUAGCUGCUGAAUCAGAUAAAAAACAAGUCGAUGAAGGGCAUGAAGAGAAAGAAAGCAGAGAAGAUAAAAAUCAGGAGAAGUUGGAGCAAGAAUAUAAAACAGAAAAUGAGGGUGAACAAGACGGAAAGGAAGAUGAAGUCAUUGAACAAGCUGUUCAUAGUGCAUUUUUACAAGUCAGUGAACCGUCUUUGGUAUCUGCACACCAUGAUUGCUUUUUGCGAUUCUGGAAUUUAUCGGGUACUCUACUAUCAGAGAUACGCGCAAUUACCAGAAGACAGGCAUCUGCGGUGACUUCCAUGUGCACAGAUCCGGACUGCAACUUUGUUAUCAGUGGAGAUGCGAGGGGCUACAUCACUGUGUGGGAUGUCGGCAACUUCCUUUUAGAUCCUUCAUCUGAGGGAAGUGAAGGUGAUCAACAACAGCAACGUGAAAAUGAUCAGGAAAGUAACAAGGACGACACAAAGAAAGAAUCCAAGAAUGCGAUCAAGCAAGUUGUUUGUUGGCGAGGGCACCUCACUCGUGUUGUUGGACUGGAGCACGUACAAAGUGCUGACGUAAUUGUGUCUGCAUCAACAGACUGUUCUGUCAGGGUUUGGUACCGUGAUACAGGUCACUUCAUUGGCUUUUUUAGCCAGCCUCGUCUAUGGCGUAUGCCGUCUGUUAAAUCUGUCCCCUCAACCCCAGUCAGACCCUAUGAUAUCUCAGAGGGUCCGAUAAAAACAUUAAAAAACGUAGCCACCAAAACCGUUACCAAGCCAGCAGACAGUACUGUGGACUGCCCGUUGAUGUUCGAUGACACAAGAUGGUUACCGUUUCGUCAUUCAGCUCAAAAGGAGACUAAACCAACCGGAGACAAUAAGAAAUUCUUUGAUUCUCUGUCAAAACCAAAGCAUUACAACUCUCACUUAGAGAGUACGAGGUCAGGAUCACCGGACACUGGAGCAGUGUACAGGGCACUUCCGGUUUACAAGAUUGAAACACCGGAGAGACUGAAGACACCAGCGAUCAACAUGCAAUCAUCAUGGCUCACGAAUCAGACACAAAACCAAAAGGGACAUGGAAAUAAGUCAACCUUUGCCUACAGAUCAUCUUCUUCAACUCGGGAACCGGUAGUGUCCCGAUUUCCACAUAUUGUUCAAGGUCACAAGAGAUGAUACUAACCAGAGGUGAACAAAGUGUUUCUGAAAAAUCUCUGUCGAUCGGGAUACUUUGCCUCCCCUCUGCUGCCCAGGGAGAGCACUGAGACGUCUUAGAAAUACCUGCCGUGGAUCACGAAAACACUCCACCAUCUACAAACGAGUUCAGUGACAAUCGCUUAAGGAAAUACAAAGAACCUCUCGGAGAAUGUUUUAUUUCGUUCGCUUUCCUGCCAUCUGUGUAUCCAUCUAAACUAGAGGCCUUUUCUUUUUGUAAGGUAAAUUUUACUUUCGCUCUGAGAUCUAAGCCAGAAAAUACAGCUGGACUUGGGAAUGGACGAAUUUCCAUCAGGUUGUUUUCCCGACUAGAUAGCUUUGAUCUAUAUUGAGAUUUGGCGCGAAUGGAUCCAGCACUAUUGGCAGAAAGAGAGGCUAUUGAGCUCAUCGCGCGCGGUAGAUUAUCUGUGUUACACGUAAUAAUUUCUAAACAGGAGAAAUAGGCGAGCUUUAAAAUGAUGUAUAUCUAAAGUUAUUUAGUGUAAAUAUUUUGUAAAUGUUGUACAUAGGUCAAGUGUAUUUUAUAUUUAUGCAGGAGAGAUAAUUUAUGUUUGCAGUAUGAAAAACGUUGAAGAUGUUGAGAUCACAAAGAAAUUCCCGCGUCAGUUUCACAUUAUUUAUUGGGACUUUUAAACUUUAUCAUUAAAUUGACCAUACACACA